GGGUGCAAAGGCGAGCGCAGAAAGAAAGCAAAAAGCACGGUCAUCUGUUAUAUUCGGUUAAAGAUGGCCUACUUGAGGACUGGUUCACUAUAAAGAUAGCAUUGAUGCAUGGUUUUAGCUGAUUACAUGUUUUUGUCCGUGUAUGUGCAUGUAAAAUAUAAUAUACACGGUGAUCUAUGCGAAAGUGGACCACUUUGGUAAAUCUCAUGAAACCCAUAUCCUCAAACUAAUCUUUUUUUCUAUUAGCUGCAUGUCUCCUCUAUGUAAUAUUUAAGAGUUAAAUGGGAUAGAUAGCACACGGAAAGGCGCCUCUGAAUUCUUGAUGAGCUUGUUCAGCCGAAUGGCCUACGUGUCGAGUUUUAGUAAGUCUCUGCCCGUGAGAGAGUCGGCCGGCAGCUCACCCGUGAUGACAAUUCUGGAACUUGAGCAACUUUUGUAUACGGGGAAGUGCAUCCACAACCACGCGGACGAAGUUUGGCCCAACCUGUACCUGGGAGAUCAGGACAUAGCUUCAAGUCGGAGUGAGUUGUCGAGACUUGGGAUCACCCAUAUCCUGAACUGUGCGCACAGCAACUGGCGCAGUGGUGCAGAUUAUUAUAAAGGCAUGUGCAUCACCUACCUUGGCAUCGAAGCGCGUGACUCACCCACCUUCGACAUGAGUGUCAACUUCACCCCUGCGGCCGACUUCAUUCACCAGGCCCUUAGUGGAGGAGGGAGAAUCUUGGUACAUUGUGCAGUGGGAGUUAGUCGCUCGGCCACGCUGGUCCUGGCUUAUCUGAUGAUCCGGGAGCACAUGACUCUGGUGGACGCCAUCAAGACGGUAAAGGACCGGCGCGGCAUCAUCCCCAACCGCGGCUUCCUGCGGCAGCUCACCGUGCUGGACACCAACCUCCGCUACGGCCGUAGAAUCUAAGGGCAUACUGGACGAAAGAAAUGCAGCACGACGGCGAAUGUAAAGCUCGCCUUGUGCAUUUCGUAAAUCCAGCAAAUACAGACUUUGGAAAAUAUAGGAUAUUAAUCUGUGCCUGAAAACGUAAUAUUAUAAUCGUGAGGUUAUAGUUUCUAAUGCACUUGCCCUGCAUACUGAUGCAGAGUUGACAACUUUGGUCAGCUGGCUGUCGUGAGAUUUUCAUUUCGAGACGAGUCUGCGCAAUCAUUUACGUGCAUGUAACAGUUUUAUUACCUUGCAAAUAGUCUCUACUGUUUGCAAACUACCCAGCGCUUUUGAUGCAGCUAAUUUUAGGUUUAUAAGGGAAUAAUACAGAUUUGCAGUAAAAUCUCUUGCGUGAGCGUGAGUCAGAAAGCGUGAGUGAGAGUUGUGUGCAGUUUUCCGUUCCCGUUUCAAAUUUUGCAGAUGCAGUUAUUACCGGUUAAACACACAUUAUGUAAGAAGUACAUGGGAAUUCGAAAAGUAAAGGGGAAAAAAAUCAUUGUAUUACUGCUUUAAUAUUGGCUAGUCUGAUAUGUUGCACUUUUGUGACAUGCUGGGUGUUAAAUUCUUGAGUAAUAUGUAGGCUAUUUAUUUCCCCUGAGAUCAUUUUUAAAAGCUAUAGGCCUGCCUUUUAUAAAUAAAUUAUAUUUCAUUUAUUUAUGAGAUUGUAUAAUGAGUAGUACAAACUUUAUAUAAGCUAGUUCACUUAAGUAAACUGUUUGGCCAGAAUGAAUUCUUUGUGAACACCGUAUUGCCAUUUUAAAAUGUUUUUGAAAAUC
Paramormyrops kingsleyae is the source of this 1710-nucleotide messenger RNA. Its product is annotated as dual specificity protein phosphatase 26-like. The record is from RefSeq and is a predicted model, not a curated record. NCBI's taxonomy places the organism in Eukaryota, Metazoa, Chordata, Actinopteri, Osteoglossiformes, Mormyridae. Gene Ontology annotation, cellular component: cytoplasm. Gene Ontology annotation, molecular function: protein tyrosine/serine/threonine phosphatase activity; MAP kinase phosphatase activity. Gene Ontology annotation, biological process: protein dephosphorylation; negative regulation of MAPK cascade.